UUUUAUUCUAUAUAAAUAGCCAUCGGUUGUUGAUCGACUGGUAUCAGUUCACGGUUCAACCGCAUUGAAUCCAAUAACACCCGGCUCUGCUCGUACGUAAGUGAAACCGACUUAGCAACAAUCAACAUGUACGCCAAAGUUCAGAUUUGCCUGGUUUUGUGUGCUUUCGCCAGCUUCGUAUCGGCCGGAGUUCUACCGCUGGCCGCAGCUCCACUGGCCGCAACCGGAGUGAUUGCACCGUACGCCACGUCCUACAAUGCCCACACCGUGAACCACAACAUUGCGGCUCCUUACGUGGCGGCGGCUGCUCCGGUCGUUGCCAGAUACGCAGCGGCAGCGCCGGCGGUGAUCCCAGCAGCAGCAGCCUUAGCCGCCGCUCCAGCGUUCGCGGCCUACAGUGCGGCUCCCCUGGGAUAUCCAUAUCUGUUCUAGCCCACCUUCCUGGGGGACGACAAGCGAAGAUGAUGAUGAUGAACGACAAUGUGAUCUAGUCAAUUUUGACUCAUGUUACCUACGUGUGCAAUAGUUGAGAAUAAAAUUGUUGACGUGUGUUGAA
Molecule: messenger RNA, 556 nt
Organism: Malaya genurostris
Lineage: Eukaryota; Metazoa; Arthropoda; Insecta; Diptera; Culicidae
Product: cuticle protein 38-like
Exons: 2
Coding region: 127-432 (101 amino acids)
Source: RefSeq, a predicted model, not a curated record